Messenger RNA from Salvia splendens (bonfire salvia), 479 nucleotides. RefSeq names its product protein LIKE COV 2. Bases 54 to 344 code for a protein of 96 amino acids. The record is from RefSeq and is a predicted model, not a curated record. Lineage: Eukaryota; Viridiplantae; Streptophyta; Magnoliopsida; Lamiales; Lamiaceae. The transcript has 4 exons.
UCCCAAAAUCCACUCUCCAAUACUGUAAUUUUCAAUUUCAACUCUGUCGGCCUAUGAGAGUGGAGCUAAUGGCGGCGGAGAGCAGCAGCAAUCGGGGGAAGAAGGACUCUGCGGCCUCGGGGUUGUUGAAUUCGCCGACCCGCCCAAACGACGACGUUGAAGAUCCCGUCAAAUCCCCGCCCCACUCCCCCAACAAUUCCUCCACGCGCAAGGCUUGCUAUGCUGUUCUUCAGAGUUGGGUUUCCAAGAAGUUCAUGACUGGAUGGUCGUUGAUGGUUUCUUCAGCCCUAUAUAUGAGAGGCUUGGCAUUGAAAUAUUUGGCCUUGGAUUCAUCACAUCAAUAAUCUUUAUUUUCUUUGUUGGUAUGUUUGCUUCGUCAUGGUUGGGUUCCACUGUUUUCUUGAUAGGAGAAUGGUUUAUAAAGAGAAUGCCCUUUGUAAGACAUAUAUAUUCAGCAUCGAAGCAAAUUAGUUCUGCAA